AUGAGCUAUCUGGACUACAGCGAUUACAACUACACAGAUGACGAUUGCCAGAGUGGCCUUCAGGUUCCUGUGGAUGGGCGUCCCCUCAAGCACCAGGUUCCUCCUCUGGAUGUGGCCGCGCUGGUCAUCUUCACCCUCGUCUUCCUGGUGGGGGUACCGGGCAACGCCUUGGUGAUCUGGGUGACAGGGUCCGAGGUCAGGCGGGCCAUCAAUGCCAUCUGGUUCCUCAACCUGGCGGUGGCCGACCUCCUAUCCUGCCUGGCGCUGCCUAUCAUUUUCAUCUCCAAGGUCUCGGACAACCACUGGCCCUUUGGCCGGGGCGCCUGCAAGGUGGUGCCUUCCCUUAUCCUGCUCAACAUGUACGCCAGCAUCCUGCUCCUCGCCACCAUCAGCGCCGACCGUUUCCUGCUGGUCUUCAAUCCCAUCUGGUGCCAGAACGUGCGAGGGGCUCGCCUGGCCUGGAUGGCUUGUGGAGUCGCCUGGGUCGUGGCCCUCCUCCUGACCAUCCCUUCCUUCUUGUACCGGACCACCCACGAGGAACAAUUUCCCACCAGGACCACGUGCAGCAUCAACUACGGGACAGGCAAUCACACGGAGUUGGCAGUGGCCAGUGUCCGGCUGGUCGUGGGCUUCCUGUGGCCACUCAUCACCCUCUCCGUCUGCUACACCUUCCUGCUGCUUCGCACCUGGAGGCGCAAGGCCACGCGCUCCACCAAGACCCUGAAGGUGGUGGUGGCCGUGGUCAGCAGCUUCUUUGUCUUCUGGCUGCCCUACCAGGUCACCGGCAUGUUCUUGGCUUUGUACGAGAGCAAAUCCCCCACCUUCAAGUUUGUCCAGAAGAUUGACGCACUGACCAUCUCCCUGGCUUACGUCAACUGCUGUAUCAACCCCAUCAUCUACGUGGCCGCCGGCAGGGGCUUCCAGACCUUGUGUCGCAAAUCCUUCCGUGCCAUGCUUCGCAACGUGCUAACGGAGGAGUCGGUGAGCAAGGAGAGCAAGAGUACCCAUGCCUCCACGGUGCACACGAUGACGGAGAAGACCGAGGCAGUGUAAAGGGACGCCGGCCAGCCACCUGGGGCGCCGUCUUCCUUCGGACACGGCCCUGGGUGUGCUCAGUGGCCUUGCUUGGAUCCAUGCUCUCCCAUCCCCAGAUUGGUCCAGCCUUCCUCUUCUGGGCGAACUCAGCUCAUCUUCUUUGCUUCCAAGAUUAACCCCUUCUUCCAGGGUCCCCCAAGGAGCGAGCCCUGGUCGGGCAAGGUUAGUUGCUCAGCUGCUUAACCAAAACGUUGGGAGGUGGGGACGGGUUGCAGCCCACCCUGAGGCUCCGCGGAAGAAAGAUUUGGCGACUUGCCACAUCAAGAGGACAACCCAAGUAACUCUCAGGGCCAGUUCUGCUGGGUCCUACUGGGGCACUAUGGGUCGACAUCCACUCCAUGCUACUUGGGAGCCACCGUGUAUAUCCAAUUUUCCUUUCCACUGGAGGCUCUCCGAUGCCUUCUGUCAGAAUACCUAUCUCUGUCCAUGCCUUUGUUCUAUAGGCCCGUCACAACUAUGGAAAACUCAUGCACAUAGAGAUGUUUCACACCGACGGCCCAAAAAUCCGGUGCGUUUUUGUUUUAUUUUAGGUUCUAUACCCAGGGAACGUCAUCACUAUUGUAAGGUAGAUUCGGUGAUGGAGAGAAAGAAAGAAAGAAAGAAAGAGAGAGAGAGAGAAAGGCAAAGAUAGGAAACCGUUUCUAAGAUUUAUUUCAGAGCUCCUGGGCAAGGUUCAUGGGUCCCUAAUUGGGGCCGGAGAAGUGGAGCCCCUCCUGGGAGGGAGGUGAGGAGUUCUAUAGUCUGGGGGGAGGGAGUAGCUGGGGAAUUUUCCACUGCAACGUGGUUGUCUGCAGAUCCAGAGCUAAGCAACAGUGUUCAAAGUUCUCUGCCGUGGCUAGUCUUCUGCACCUGGGCCUGAAGGCCAUCUAAGGGGGGUGGGGUGGGGGCUGGCUUCUCUAGUAUCCUUGAAGUGUUGUCACGAGCUCCCGGUAUCUCUGCCUGCCUGCCCUGCUACCUCCAGCUUCUGCCUGACACCUGUGAUUGUGGUAAACGUACAUCUAAGGAACAACACAUUUGCCAUUUAGACAUUUUUUUUUUCAGUUGUGGUAAAAAGGUCGAGACUAAAACAUUUGCCAAGGCAACCGCUUAGCUUUUUCUCUCGUCUUUCUUUUCUAUCUUCUUUU
Echinops telfairi (small Madagascar hedgehog) is the source of this 2219-nucleotide messenger RNA. It is a transcript of the gene C5AR1, whose product is annotated as complement C5a receptor 1. Bases 1 to 1053 code for a protein of 350 amino acids. Gene Ontology annotation, biological process: phospholipase C-activating G protein-coupled receptor signaling pathway; positive regulation of cytosolic calcium ion concentration; inflammatory response. Gene Ontology annotation, molecular function: complement component C5a receptor activity; G protein-coupled receptor activity. Gene Ontology annotation, cellular component: plasma membrane. Lineage: Eukaryota; Metazoa; Chordata; Mammalia; Afrosoricida; Tenrecidae. The transcript has a single exon. The record is from RefSeq and is a predicted model, not a curated record.